AUGAAAGUGAAAGAUUUAAAGCCUGGGUCGGCGGUUCAGCAAGAAACACGAAUAAGAUUCUGGAAUAAUGUAAAGAUAUUUACAUUGCAAGAGACCUCAGCAGAAAUCAUCUGCUCUGGAUCAGCACCAAAAUGGAGGGAGCUGCUUCUGAAAUGAGCCCCUCUGUGGCGCGUAAAACAAAAGGGACUGAGAGUGUCCUGAUGGAGAGAGCAGACUCCCCUGUACCCAGCUGUGUUUCCAUGAAGAGUGACGCGUCAAUGGAUCGACCAGUCAAAUUCAGAGAGGGACCUUUUCCUGCAGAUCAAAGUGUCCUGAUGGAGAGAGCAGACUCCCCUGUACCCAGCUGUGUUUCCAUGAAGAGUGACAGGUCAAUGGGAAAGACACUCAACUUGAGAGAGGGACCUUUUCAUACAGAUCAAAGUGUCCUGAUGGAGAGAGCAGGCUCACCUGUACCCAGCUGUGUUUCCCUGAAGAGUGACAGGUCAAUGGGAAAGACACUCAACUUGAGAGAGGGACCUUUUCAUACAGAUCAAAGUGUCCUGAUGAAGAGAGCAGACUCCCCUGUACCCAGCUGUUUUUCCAUGAAGAGUGACGCGUCAAUGGGAAAGACACUCAACUUGAGAGAGGGACCUUUUCCUACAGAUCAAAGAGACCAAAUGGAAGGAUGCAGUUCAGAUGUACAGGAUAAACAGGGUUUAUCUUCCAUAUUGAAGUCACUAGAGGAAAAUGCAGUGAGGUUCCUGAAGGAUGAGCUGAAGAAGAUCACGAGGUACCUAGAUCAGAAUUACCCAGAAUGCUCUGAGCCUCAGCUGGAGGAGGACAAUGACCUGGAUAGUGAUGGUCAGAUGCAGAAGACCAAUGUUAGAGAGGGAGCCCUGAAGAUCACACUGUACAUCCUGAAGACCAUGGAGCAAAAUGAUCUUGCUGACAUGCUGGAGAAGAGGCAUCUUCUGUCACAAUGUCAGCGCAGAAUCAAAUGCAACCUAAAGAAGAAAUGUGAGAGUGUAUAUGAAGGGCAAGCUAAGGAAGGACAGCCAAUACUUCUCAGUGAGAUUUACACAGAACUCUACAUAACAGAAGGUAGAACUGAAGGAGUCAAUGAUGAACAUGAAGUGAGACAGAUUGAAACAGCAUCCAAGAAAAGGCGAACAGAAGAUACUACAGUCAAGUGCAAUGAUAUAUUUAAACCCGUAUGUGGGCGUGAGACACCUAUCAGAACUGUACUCACUAAAGGGGUGGCAGGUAUCGGGAAAACAGUCUCUGUGCAGAAAUUUAUUCUAGACUGGGCAGAAGGAAAAGCAAACCAGGAUGUUCACUUCAUAUUUGCUCUUCCUUUCCGGGACCUGAAUUUGAUUAAGGGUGAAUACAGUCUGAUUGAACUGCUUCACCGCUUUGUCCCAGAACUGAAGUCAUUUGAGUCCACUGAGUUGUUUAAGUUCAAAUUCUUGUUCAUCUUUGAUGGUUUGGAUGAGUGUCGCUUGCCCCUAGAUUUUCCGAACAAUGAGAGCUGGUUUGAUGUAACAAAGAAAAUGUCACUGGAUGUGCUGUUGACUAACCUCAUUAAGGGGAAUCUGCUCCCAUCUGCCCUCCUCUGGAUAACCUCCCGGCCAGCAGCAGCCAAUCUGAUACCUCCUGAGUGUGUCCACCAGGUGACAGAGAUACGAGGAUUCAGUGAUGCCCAAAAGGAGGAGUAUUUCAGGAGAAGAUUCAGUGAUCAGAGCCUGGCCAGCAGGAUUAUCACACAUGUGAAAUCAUCAAGGAGCCUCUUCAUCAUGUGCCACAUACCUGUGUUCUGCUGGAUUUCAGCCACUGUGCUUAAGAGGCUUUUUACUGAGAAUGACAGGGGAGAAAUUCCAAGGACUCUGACUGAAAUGUACACACACUUCCUGAUCUUCCAGACAAGUUUAAAAAAUGACAAGUAUAGGCUACGGACCUCUGCAACCCUGAGUUGGACAAAUUGGCGCAGAAAAAUGGUGGUGAGAAGGAUGAAAAUCCAUGAAAAUGAGUUUAAUAAAUCUGGAAAGGAUUUCCUUUUAAAACUUGGUAAACUGGCUUUUGACAACCUUGAGAAAGGCAACCUCAUUUUUUAUGAGCAAGAUCUUUCAGAGAAUGACAUUGAUAUCGCUGAAGCUUCAGUUUACUCUGGAGUGUGCACAGAAGUCUUUAAAGAGGAGUAUGGGUUGUACCAGGAGAAGGUGUACUGCUUUGUGCAUCUGACCAUGCAGGAGUAUCUCGCUGCUUUAUACGUGUUUCUGUCAAACUCAUCAGCUGACCUGCUGAAGACUGCAGUGGAUCAGGCAUUAAAGAGCAAGAAUGGACACUUGGACCUCUACCUCCGCUUCCUCCUGGGCCUCUCAACAGACUCCAGUAAGACUCUGUUACGAAGGCUACUGGCACAGACAGGAACCAGCUCACAUAACAUUAAGAUAAUAACCAAAUACAUCAAGGAAAAAAUACAGGAGAGUUUGUCUCCUGAAAGGACCAUCAACCUGUUCCACUGUUUAAAUGAAUUGGGUGACAAUUCUCUAGUAGAGGAAGUACAAAGAUACCUGAAUUCAGGAAACAUUUCAGCAGAUGACCUCUCACCUGCUCAGUACUCAGCUCUGGCCUUUGUGAUGCUGAUGUCAGAUGAGGAGCUGGAUGUGUUUGAUCUGAAGAAAUUCAUCAGAUCAGAUAAGGAGCACUGGAGGCUGCUGCCUGUGGUCAAGACAUCUAGGACAGCACUGCUGAACGGCUGUAAACUCACAGAGAAAUGCUGUGAGAUGCUGUCUUCAGCUCUCAGAUCAAACUCCUCACCCCUGAGAAAGCUGGACCUGAGUAACAAUGAUCUGCAGGAUUCAGGAGUGAAUCUGCUCUCCGCUGGACUGGGGGAUUCACACUGUAAACUGGGGAUACUGAGGUUGAACAGCUGUAAUCUCACAGAUAAAUGUUGUGAGGCACUGGCUUCAGCUCUCAGAUCACACCCGAGUGAGCUGGACCUGAUUGACAAUAACCUGCAGGAUUCAGGAGUGGAGCUGCUCUCUGCUGGACUGGAGGAUUCACACUGUAAACUGGAGAUGCUGAGGCUGAAAAGCUGUAAUCUCACAGAGAAAUGCUGUGAGGCGCUGGCAUCAGCUCUCAGAUCAAACUUCUCACACCUGAGAGAGCUGGACCUGAGUAACAAUGACCUGCAGGAUUCAGGAGUGAAGCUGCUCUCUGCUGCACUGGGGGAUUCACACUGUAAACUGGAGAUACUGAGGGUGGACUGGUGUGAACUCACAGAGAAAUGCUGUGAGGCACUGGCUUCAGCUCUCAGAUCAAACCCCUCACCCCUGAGAGAGCUGGACCUGAGUGACAAUGACCUGCAGGAUUCAGGAGUGAAGCUGCUCUCUGCUGGACUGGGGGAUUCACACUGUAAGCUGAAGAUACUGAGGCUGUCAGGCUGUAGAGUCACAGAAGAAGGCUGUUCUUCCCUGGCUUCAGCUCUGAAGUUAAACCCCUCACACCUGAGAGAGCUGGACCUGAGCUACAAUCACCCAGGAGACUCAGGAGUGAAGCUGCUCUCUGCUGUACUGGAGGAUCCCAGCUGUAAACUGGAGAAGCUGCAUGUGGAUCACGGUGGAGAGUGCAGGACCAGAGCAGGCUUACAGAAAUACUUCUGCCAGCUGACGCUGGACCCCAACACAGCACACAGACGUCUGUCUCUGUCAGAGGGGAACAGGAAGGUGACACAUGAGUGGGGGGCUGAGGAGCAGCCAUAUCCUGAUCAUCCAGAGAGAUUUGACUGGUGGGACCAAGUACUGUGCAGAGAGAGUCUGACUGGCCGCUGUUACUGGGAGGCAGAGUGGGAAGGAGAUGAAGUUCGGAUAGGAGUGACUUAUAAAAGAAUCGGGAGGAAAGGACUGUGUGAUGACUGUUUACUUGGAUGCAAUGACAAGUCAUGGAGUCUGUACUGUAAUCCUCACCGUUAUUCUCUCUGGCACAAUAAGGAACAGACUCUCAUACCCAUAGAGCCCUUAGAUUCCCGCAGAGUAGGAGUGUAUCUGGACUGGGAGGCUGGUGCUCUGACCUUCUACAGAGUCUCCUCUGAUGGACUGACCCCCCUGCACAGAUUCACCUCCUCAUUCACUGAGCCCCUCUAUCCAGGAUUUGGGGCUUAUUAUACAGACUGCACAGUGUCGCUGACGCUGGGAUAGCUCACUGCAUAAAGAGGAAUCAUUUUUAUUGGUCCACUGUGUGCUACGUUACUGCUUCUCCACUGUAAAUCCCUGAUUUUUAACCUGUAUAAACCUUUUUACUCUGAAAUGUAUGUUUGACAGAAAUAAAUGAUGGGGUUCAGGGAUGAACAAACAUGCAAAAUAACUGUUUUUCAC
Messenger RNA from Brienomyrus brachyistius, 4352 nucleotides. RefSeq names its product NACHT, LRR and PYD domains-containing protein 3-like. The transcript is spliced from 16 exons. Bases 132 to 4175 code for a protein of 1347 amino acids. Gene Ontology annotation, molecular function: protein binding. The record is from RefSeq and is a predicted model, not a curated record. Lineage: Eukaryota; Metazoa; Chordata; Actinopteri; Osteoglossiformes; Mormyridae.